This is a messenger RNA of Corylus avellana, 1569 nucleotides long. RefSeq names its product UDP-glycosyltransferase 74G1-like. NCBI's taxonomy places the organism in Eukaryota, Viridiplantae, Streptophyta, Magnoliopsida, Fagales, Betulaceae. Gene Ontology annotation, molecular function: quercetin 7-O-glucosyltransferase activity; quercetin 3-O-glucosyltransferase activity. The record is from RefSeq and is a predicted model, not a curated record.
AGAUAUCUCAAAUCAAAUCUAUGCAAGCAGAAAUGGAUAAGGAAAAGAAUGCCUACAAAUCUCAUUGUUUGGUCUUAACCUUUCCAAGCCAAGGCCACAUUAAUCCCAUGCUCGAAUUCUCAAAGCGCUUGCAGACCAAAGGAGUAAAAGUUACACUGGUUAGCACCUACUUCAUCUCCAAGACCAUUCACAAAGAAGCCACCUCCAUUGCCCUCGAGACCAUCUCCGACGGCUACGACGAUGGCGGGAGAGCGCAAGCUGAGAGUAUCAAGGCCUAUUUGGAGCGGUUUCAGCGAGUUGGGUCACAAACUCUGACUGAACUCCUUGAGAAACUCUCUACAUCAGGCUGCCCUGUUGAUUGUGUUGUUUAUGAUGCUUUCUUGCCUUGGGCUCUAGAUGUUGCUAAGAAGUUUGGAUUAGUUGGGGCUGCGUUUUUCACUCAAUCUUGUGCUGUUGGUAAUAUAUACUACCAUGUCCACAAAGGAGUCCUGAAAGUCCCUCUUUUAGAGACUGAAAUUUCGCUUCCUGGAGCUCCACCACUCGAAGCUCCGGAUAUGCCAUCCUUCAUUUAUCAAUUCGGAAUAUCCUACCCGGCUUUCUUUGACAUGGUUGUGAGUCAAUUCUCCAAUAUUGACGAAGCUGAUUGGGUCCUUUGCAACACGUUUUAUGAGUUGGAGCAAGAGGUGGUGGAUUGGAUGGCGAAGAUAUGGCGAUUGAAAACAAUAGGACCAACCAUACCAUCUAUGUUCCUAGACAAGCGAGUUGAAGAUGACAAAAACUAUGGUUUCAACAUCUUCAAGCCCAACACCGAUGCCUGCAUGAAAUGGUUAAAUGAUCAACCAAAGGGGUCAGUUGUUUAUGUUUCGUUUGGGAGUGUGGCCGCUCUUGAUGUUGAACAAAUGGAAGAAAUCGCUUGGGGAUUGAGAAUGAGCAACAUAUGCUUCUUAUGGGUGGUUAGGGAAUCGGAGGAGGCAAAGCUCCCCAAAAACUUUGUGGAGGAGACGUCGGAAAAGGAAUUGGUGGUUCGUUGGUGUCCUCAGCUGGAUGUCUUGGCUCAUGAGGCAGUGGGAUGCUUUGUGACACAUUGUGGGUGGAACUCUACUUUGGAAGCCCUUAGCUUCGGUGUACCGAUGGUUGCAAUGCCGCAAUAUUCAGACCAGAGCACGAAUGCAAAGUAUAUAAUGGAUGUUUGGAAGAUGGGGUUGAAAGCUCCGAUUGAUGAGAAAGGAAUAGUCAGGCGAGAAGCUGUGAAACAUUGCAUCAAGGAAAUAAUGGAGGGAGAGAGAGGGAAAGAGAUAAAGAAAAAUGCCUUAAAAUGGAGGAAAUUGGCCAAAGAGACUGUUGACGAGGGUGGAAGUUCUGAUAAAAAUAUUGAAGAAUUUGUAGCCAAAUUGGUUAACUCUUAAGUCCAUUUCCUAAGUUGCAGCUGUUUGUUCAUCCAGUCUGAGUGGUUAUGUAAUAAUUUUGAAUUAUGACAAAGGCCUUUUAUGUAAGAACUGCUGAAUGGUUCGUAUCGGCCUAUCUUAAUUACUUCUUGUUCAACUGUUUUAAUUAGAAGCAUAUUUGCUC